Thalassophryne amazonica is the source of this 3077-nucleotide messenger RNA. It is a transcript of the gene tmem132a, whose product is annotated as transmembrane protein 132A. Lineage: Eukaryota; Metazoa; Chordata; Actinopteri; Batrachoidiformes; Batrachoididae. The record is from RefSeq and is a predicted model, not a curated record. Bases 93 to 3077 code for a protein of 994 amino acids. The transcript has 12 exons.
UCUAGGAUGCUGCUGCUUUUCUGGAUUUUAGCAGGAGGUGAAUUUCUACUGCUGCUAUUUUUUUUUUUUAAUACAACAGCAAACCUGUAAUAAUGAAUUUAGUUUCAAAGGGUAAGAAUCUUUAUCUUUGCACAGCUGUUUUAAUGUUCUUUUCAGUUCCUCCAUCCUUCGUCCAGCCUCCUCUCCCUCUCUCUCUCCCAGUCCACAUGUCAGCUGUCCCCGAUUCUUGGCAUUUCCUGCCCUUGUCCCAGGCCGAGUUGACCCCUCUCUUCUCCAACUCCAGCCCGUUCUCAUUUUCCCAGAGUCUGCUCAUGGUGUCUCCAUCCAACCAGGCCUCCAGAGCAAACCUCAAGGCCUCUUUUGGUCCUUACUCAGUUCUACAGCCUUUAUCGGAUCUUGUCCUCCCUCUGUCCGUUCCUCUGACUACAUCCCUCCUGUCAGAGCAUGUGGAGAGAGAGAUGGAUCAGGAAGGUCAGGAGAGGUUCAGGGUGAGGGUGCUGUUCCAUACGUCAGGUGACGGCAGCAAUCAAAACACCUGUGUCACUCUGCACGCCUUCAAGGAGACCGAGGAACUCAAAGGAUCCUGUUCUACGCAGCCUCCUCUUGGAUUUUGCAUUGUAACGUUGACGCUGCCCAGUGACUGGUUCAAAGAUCAGCACACCGGCCAAUCACAUCAUGGUUUGAACAAGUGGUUUAGAUACAUCCAAAACCAUCACCAUGUACAGAAGCAGCAUCGCCACAAAUCUCACAAACACCAGUGGAACCCCAUAAGAAACCAAGUACAGCUUUACCUGUCCUACACCUCAAGGGCCAGCCGACAGCUGACAGUACGUGGGUGUGCAGAGGACAGGAUUUCUCAGUCCCAGCAGCAGCUCUUCUAUAUCAAAGCUGUGAGUCUGAGGGAUCAGAAGAAUAACCAGCAAAACGGCACCAAAGAAGAAGAAUUCUGUCUGAAUGGACAGAAAGAGGAGGAGCUUAACUUGGAUUCCCACGUCCUGAUUUGCUAUCACAGGGGGCCGGUCCUUAUAGGACAGCCAAUCAGGGUGUCUGUGAAUGUUAGGGCCAACUUCAGUGCAGAAUUGGUUGUUGUAAGGUUAAAGGUCAGAAAGGGUUUAGUGCUGAUGGUGGCCCAACGUACUUUGACCUCUGACCUGUGGGCAGUCACCCUGGAGAGGACCCAAAGCUCCCAACAUGACGUGGUUUCUAUACUCUGCCGCAAACACAAUCAGUUCAAGCAAACACACAAUUCCACUCUCCUCCAACAGAUGGCGUGUUUGUCAAUUAAUGGCCUCAGGAGGAGUUUUGGCAUUGCCAUCUCAGUUUCAGUUAACUGGUGGGUGGAGUAUGGCGGACGCAGUAACCAUCCAUCUCCACACGGGGUAGCAGUGAGCAUCUUCUCGUUCACUGAUAGACAUAUCAGUGGUAUUGCUCCCAUCACAAAGAGUAAUGUGAUUGUCAACACAGCCAUACUGACCAAUCAACCUGUGUCGCUUUCUGUCAUCGUCCUGGCUGUCGGCCAUGAUGGGAAGGUGUUCGAUGUCACCGCAGCAGUCACAUGUCACUCUACCAACGAGAACACCAUCAAGGUGUCCACUGAUUGCUCCACACUCUUUGUGGAUGGCAGUGAAUCAGGUUUGGGCAACACCUGUGCAGUGGUGGAGUUUCACCUGGGUGCCCUCAGUGGUUCCGUCUGUCUACAGGUGUGGGUCCCAUCAGUGCCGUUGCGAGUGUCCCUGGUAGACCCUGUCCUCAAUGCCAUCGACGGCUGGAAACACUUCACAGGAAAAGGGUGUGAGCCAGUGUACCAACGCACUUCAGUCCAGGUUCUGACUCAGUUCACGGCUCAGGACUCGCACAGUCAGACCACAGACCUCCUACGCUCCUCUGAUUGGUUCGUAGAUGUGACAGAGCUCGUCAGCGACUGGCUGAGAGUUGAGGACCUGCAUGUGGCAUCCCUUGGUCAUCAGAAUAUUCUGAUUGGGUUACAGCCUGGAAGAACAUCCGUAUAUGUUGUUUCUGAGCAGUGGGAUGGCGUACUCGGCAGCUGUGAGGUCAUUGUGACCUCUGACUCGGUUUCCACCGGUGAUCUUUCUCUGCAAGUGGUUAGUGGCCUUGGCAUGUCAGUCAUGGCCAGCCCCACCCACCCAUCUGUUGUUACAACAACAGUAACUGCACACAACAUCCUACACGACCAAUACCAGGAGGCAUCCACCUGCAUCUGGCUCCAGUUCAGUGAUGACACCGCCGCCCUCCUGUCCUCCUUUAGUGACAUUCCCUACUCCCACCGUCUCACCUCUUUGGCUGAGACUGUAGUUGUUGUGACUCCCGGUCACAGCCAGCGGAUUUUCGCCCAGGGUGACGGAGGUGGGCCUUUACUGCUUGCAGAACUUGUGGUUUCAAGCUGUGUUGAGCAACCAAUCAUCUUCAACGCUUUAACCGAAGCACAGAGAGAAAGAACUGAAGGAGGAGCAGGAGGAGUGGGGACAAGGAUCCUUGCAAGGGGAUCUGGUUGGAUCAGAGUCAAUCUGGGCUUGGGCUUCCUGGAAUCAGCAGGGGACAAGGAUGAAGAAGGUGAGCAGUUUGAAUAUGACUUAGUGGACGCUCUGGUCGAAUCAGACGGUGACAUCUAUGCAUCAAAUUUGGAAACCAGAGAGAGCGAGAAUGUCAACGGUGUCAACAACUUUGACAAAGUCAGUAAGAGAAACCAGAAGGAUGCUAGCAAGUGGGGACAGACCAACCGAAACAAACUAGAAAGAGCCGUGCUGAAGCAGAGCCAAGAGGAGAGCUCCGUGUACUUCUCUCCAAAACAAGAGGAAGGAGGAGAUGGGUGGAUGAAGGAGAGAGAGGAGGAGAGGCCGGGAGCUGGAGAGGUAGAAGUGGGUGUGGGUGCUGUCCUCUCUCUCUGCUCGCUCUUUGCUGUCCUCUUCCUGGCAAACUGUCUGCCCUGCAUUCUCAGAGACAAGAGAAAGAGAAAAACACAGGAGAGGGACAUAGAAAUCCACCGUUGUACUACGGAAACAACUGGGGAGGUGCAGAUGAAGAAAUGCAGAGGAGUGGAAGAAGACAGACACCGGUGA